This is a messenger RNA of Drosophila ananassae, 2103 nucleotides long. Its product is annotated as protein MTO1 homolog, mitochondrial. Gene Ontology annotation, molecular function: flavin adenine dinucleotide binding. Gene Ontology annotation, cellular component: cytosol. The coding region runs from base 67 to 2058 and encodes 663 amino acids. The transcript has a single exon. Gene Ontology annotation, biological process: tRNA wobble uridine modification; tRNA methylation. NCBI's taxonomy places the organism in Eukaryota, Metazoa, Arthropoda, Insecta, Diptera, Drosophilidae. The record is from RefSeq and is a predicted model, not a curated record.
ACUAACCGUGGUUUUGUAACCAUGUGUUAUUGUUUUGAAUUUUGAUAUAUUAUCAACAACGCUAGGAUGGUCCAGCUGCGACUCUGUGCCCGCAUCCUGGCCAGGAGGAGCCGGUUCCAACUUCCUAUAAGGAUGACACACAGUUCCAGUAGCGAUCCUUACGAUGUGGUGGUCAUCGGUGGUGGACAUGCCGGCACGGAGGCAUCUGCUGCGGCAGCUCGAAUGGGUUCCCGGACCUUACUGCUCACCCACAAACUGGAAACCAUUGGGGAGAUGUCGUGUAAUCCUUCGUUCGGAGGCAUCGGUAAGGGACAUUUGAUGCGUGAGGUGGAUGCCCUGGAUGGAGUAUGCGCCCGGUGCUGUGAUGUCUCUGGUGUCCAUUACAAAGUGCUUAACCGUCGGCGAGGUCCGGCAGUUUGGGGACCCAGAGCUCAGAUCGACCGGCAGCUGUACAAGAAGGCUGUGCAGCGGGAACUACACAGUACACCCAAUUUGGAGAUCCGGGCGGCUGCCGUGGACAACAUUCUGAUCGAAGAUGACACUCCUGAUUCGCAGAACCGACGAUGUGGCGGAGUUCUGCUGGCCAACGGCGAAGUAGUGCGUAGCCGGUCGGUGGUCCUGACCACUGGCACUUUCCUGCGAGCGCAUAUCAACAUCGGGCUGGAAGUGAGACCAGCGGGACGCAUUGGAGAUGCUCCAGCUAAGGCCUUGGGUGAAGCCAUCGAUAGAUUGGGCUUCCGCAUGGGUCGCUUGAAGACAGGCACGCCUCCCAGAAUAGCCAAGAGCAGUAUAGAUUUCUCCCAGCUCGAAAGGCACGAGGGCGAUGAUCCUCCAAUGCCCUUUUCCUUCCUCAAUAAGAAUGUUUGGAUUCCUACCAAGGAACAGUUGCCUUGUUACCUCACAUACACCACCCCAAAGGUCAGCGACAUUGUGAGGGACAAUCUCCACGUCAAUCGCCAUGUUACCGAGGAGAUAACUGGUCCCCGGUACUGUCCAUCCAUUGAGUCGAAAAUCCUUCGUUUCGGCGCCAAAGUUCAUCAGGUUUGGCUGGAGCCGGAAGGCCUGGACAGCCCCCUGGUGUAUCCACAGGGAAUCUCUUGCACCCUGCCGCACGAACAGCAAAUAGAACUGGUCCACGCCAUCCAGGGGUUGGAGAAAGCUGAAGUAGUCCAACCGGGCUACGGGGUGGAGUAUGAUUUCAUUGAUCCCCGCGAGCUAUAUCCCACACUGGAGACAAAACGGGUGCAGGGCCUGUUCUUUGCUGGUCAAAUAAACGGCACCACCGGUUACGAGGAGGCCGCGGCCCAGGGAAUCAUAGCCGGGGCCAAUGCGGCGGGAAAAACUCUACACAAAGAUGGGAAGCAGCUAACAAUUAGUAGGACGGAGGGCUAUAUAGGAGUUCUCAUUGAUGACCUGACGUCUCUGGGAACUAACGAACCCUACCGCAUGUUCACCAGUCGAGCCGAGUUCCGGUUAUCCCUAAGGCCGGACAACGCCGACAUGCGACUUACCCAAAAGGGCUACGAUUUUGGUCUGGUGUCGAAGCAUCGCUACGAACAUUUCCGGAAAACUGAAGAGAGGCUACAAUCGGCAAUCGAUUCCUUAAGAAAACUUCGGAAGCACACCCACUACUGGCGACAGGCACUGGAUCUUCCCAUAGCUAAAGCCUCAGUGGAGAAAACCGCCUUCGAAAUGCUGAGCAUACCAGCGGACAAUAUCACGGUGGAGCAGCUGAUCCAACUCCAUCCCAAGGAACUCAGUUGGCUGGCGGAUGAUCGUAACCUGGCCGAAAGGAUCAAAAUUGAAGCCCUGUACUCGUUCUUUGUGGAGGAACAGCAACGCGACGUGGAGGAUGUGCGACGGGAGGAACGUCUCACCAUUCCGGCCGAUAUAGACUACUUCUCGAAGACCCUAAGCUUGUCCAACGAGGAGCGCCAGAAGCUGACACUCAUCCAACCUCAGACCAUAGCGGCAGCCAGUCGGAUUCAGGGAGUGACUCCCUCGACCAUUGUCAGAAUAAUGAAAUAUGUGAAGAAAGCCGAAACGGCGAAGGCGUAGUUGAUUGUUAAUAAAUGUUUUCCCUUUCCAAAGAAAGUCCUCUGA